This is a messenger RNA of Thermochaetoides thermophila DSM 1495, 1344 nucleotides long. RefSeq lists its product as uncharacterized. Lineage: Eukaryota; Fungi; Ascomycota; Sordariomycetes; Sordariales; Chaetomiaceae. The record is from RefSeq and is a predicted model, not a curated record. Gene Ontology annotation, molecular function: glutamate-5-semialdehyde dehydrogenase (NADP+) activity; NADP binding. Bases 1 to 1344 code for a protein of 447 amino acids. The transcript has a single exon.
AUGUCCCUGACCAACGCCUCCCCUCUGGACGCCGCCAAAGCGGCCAAGUCGGCCUCCCACGUCCUAGCCACGCUGUCUACCUCCGCGCGCAACGACGCCCUCACUGCCAUCCAUGCUGCGCUGACCGCUUCCCGCGACGAAAUCCUCGCCGCCAAUGCCCGCGACCUUGAGCUCGCCCGCCAGGCCGCAGCCGAUGGCAAGCUCAGCUCUAGCCUGGUCGCCCGCCUUGACCUGGGCAAGAAGGGCAAGUACGAUGAUAUGCUCAAGGGCAUCCUCGAUGUGAGGGAUCUUCCCGAUCCAGUGGGCAAAGUCACCCUCCGCACGAAGCUGGACGAAGGUCUCGAGCUUGAAAGAGUAACCUGCCCGAUCGGUGUACUCCUCAUCAUCUUCGAAGCCCGCCCCGAAGUCAUCGCCAAUAUCGCCGCUCUUGCCAUCAAAUCCGGCAACGCAGCCAUCCUCAAAGGCGGCAAAGAAUCCACCGAAUCCUUCAUCGCCAUUUCGCGCGCCAUCUCCUCUGCCCUGGAAAAGACCUCCGUCCCCAACGACGCUAUCCAACUCGUCACCACCCGCGACGUCAUCCCCGAGCUCCUCGCCCUUGACCGGCACAUCGACCUCGUGAUCCCGCGUGGCUCGUCCGACCUGGUGCGGUACAUCAAGACCACAACCCGCAUCCCCGUGCUCGGCCACGCCGACGGUCUCUGCGCAAUCUACCUGGAGCAAUCGGCCGACCCGGCAACGGCGCCGGAUAUCAUCGUCGACGCGAAGACGAGCUAUCCGGCUGCGUGCAACGCGCUGGAGACGCUGCUCGUGCAAGACACCGCGCUGACGACCCUCCUUCCCCCGGUAGCAUCGGCCCUCGCGGCCAAGGGUGUCGAGCUCCGCUGCGAUGAGAAAAGCAAAGCCGCUUUGGCUUCGGCUCUCCCCGAUCUUAAGAUCGUCGACGCAACCGAAGAGGAUUAUUACACCGAGUUCCUCUCCCUCACCCUCGCCAUCAAGACGGUCUCCUCCCUCGACGAAGCCAUCACGCACAUCAACACUCACGGCUCGCACCACACAGACGCAAUUCUGACCUCCGACAAGGCGCAAGCCGAGCAAUUCAUGUCGGCGGUGGACUCGUCAGGCGUGUACUGGAAUGCGUCGACACGGUUCGCGGACGGGACGCGGUAUGGGUUCGGGACGGAGGUGGGGAUUAGCACCAACAAGAUUCACUCGAGGGGGCCGGUCGGGUUGGAGGGGCUGAUGAUUUAUAAGUAUAAGCUGCGCGGGCAGGGACAUGUGUCGGCUGUGUAUGGGGAGGGCGAGGGGAAGAAGAGGUAUUUGCAUCAGCCGCUUCCGCUGGAGUAA